CUAAACCGUGACGUAGCCUCCUCCGUCUUCCUCCUCCUCCUCCUCCUCCUUCAGCCUCAGCCCCCUAGGGUUUCGAAUCGCCUGCGCCAUCUCCAUCUCCUUCAUCUCCUCCUUCAUCUUCCAACGAAAGGGUCGAUGGAGAACUUCGCGUACGGCUACCCAGUAUCGCCUGAAAUCGUGGGCUGACGCGCGAUUCCGGUGAAACCCCACCCUGGUUUCGAUCCUUCUUGCUGUUUGAUUGGUCCUCGGCCCUCGGCCCUCGGACCCUCCUUGGGCCAUGGCGGCGAAGAAGGUGAUAGCGAUAUGCCAGUCGGGGGGCGAGUUCGUGGCCGACAAGGACGGGGCGCUGUCCUACGCCGGGGGCGAGGCGUACGCGAUCGACAUCGACCAGCAGACCCAGCUGGACGACUUCAGGGCGGAGGUCGCCGAGAUGUUCGGCUGCGGCGCCGCCGACGCGAUGACGAUCAAGUACUUCCUCCCCGGGAACAAGAAGACCCUGAUCACGAUCUCCAAAGACAAGGACUUGCAGCGGAUGGUGAGCUUCCUCGGGGAUUCCGGCACCGUCGACGUGUUCGUGAUGUCGGAGGAAGCCGCGGCCGGGAACCUGUCCAACAUGCCCGCUAGUAGGUCGAGCAGGACGACGGUGUCGGAACAGGUGGUUCCACUGGUCGUGCCCGUCGAUGCGGCGUACGAUAUGACCAACACGAGCGACCGGCUUGACUUGGACGUGUGCGAUGGGCGGCCUCUAUGCAGCAUCCCCGCGAGUUCCAGUGAUGAGAAGCAUCGUAGAGCCGCGACGCAGUGGGAGAAUACCAUCACGGGUGUGGAUCAAAGGUUUAAUAGCUUUAGCGAGUUCAGAGAAGCCUUGCAUAAAUACUCGAUAGCGCAUGGCUUCGCUUACAGAUAUAAGAAGAACGACAGUCAUCGUGUUAGCGUGAAAUGCAAGUCCGAGGGUUGCCCGUGGCGGAUAUAUGCGUCUAGGCUAGCAACGACUCAGUUGGUUUGCAUCAAGAAAAUGAAUGCGGAGCAUACAUGUGAAGGAGCCACUGUUAAAGCUGGGUAUCGGGCAACAAGAGGCUGGGUUGGGAGCAUUAUAAAGGAAAAGUUGAAAGUUUCUCCGAAUUAUAGGCCAAAAGACAUUGCUGAUGAUAUCCGGAGGGAGUAUGGUAUUCAAUUGAAUUAUUCUCAAGCAUGGCGUGCAAAAGAAAUUGCGAGGGAGCAGCUUCAAGGCUCCUAUAAAGAGGCUUAUAAACUUUUGCCCUUUUUCUGUGAUAAGAUAAAGGAAACGAAUCCAGGCAGCUUCGCUUCCUUUACAACCAAGGAGGACUCGAGCUUCCACCGUCUAUUUGUCUCAUUUCAUGCCUCGAUAUCCGGCUUCCAACAGGGUUGUCGCCCUCUUCUGUUUCUCGAUAGCACAGUUCUUAACUCAAAAUACCAGGGAAUGCUCUUGUCUGCUACGUCUAUUGAUGGGGACGACGGAAUAUUUCCUGUAGCUAUUGCCGUAGUAGAUGAUGAAACUGAGGAUAACUGGCAUUGGUUUCUGCAAGAGCUGAAAUCUGCAAUUUCCACCUCUCAGCAGAUCACUUUUGUUGCAGAUUUUCAGAAUGGAUUGAAGAAAUCUCUGGCUGAGAUAUUUGACAACUGCUGCCACAGCUACUGCCUGCGCCAUCUCGUUGAAAAACUUAACAAGGAUUUGAAGGGGCAGUUUUCUCAUGAAGCAAGGCGAUUCAUGAUUAAUGAUUUUUAUGCUGCGGCUCAUGCACCAAGGCUUGAGGGGUUUCAGCGUGCAGUUGAGAACAUAAGGGGUAUUUCUCCCGAUGCUUACGAUUGGGUUGUACAGAGUGAGCCGGAGCAUUGGGCGAAUGCGUUCUUCGCCGGAGCAAGGUAUAACCACAUGACAUCAGACUUCGGGCAAGAGUUCUAUAGUUGGGUAUCAGAGGCACACGAACUGCCGAUCACACAGAUGAUUGAUACUUUACGAGGAAGGAUGAUGGAAUCCAUAUAUGCACGUCGAGUUGAUUCCAGUCAGUGGGGGUCGAAGUUAACCCUGUCUAUGGAGGAGAAGCUCCAAAUGGAAGCUUCACUGUCGCAUUCACUUCAGGUGUUACUCUCGGAAGGUAGCACCUUUGAAGUUCGUGGAGAUUCUGUUGAUAUUGUCGAUGUCGAUCAUUGGGACUGCAGCUGUAAGGGAUGGCAACUGACAGGUUUGCCCUGUUGCCAUGCUAUUGCCGUCUUCGACUGCAUCGACAGAAGCACUUAUGACUUCUGCUCCAGAUACUUCACGGUCGAAACUUACCGCCUUACCUAUGCUGAGUCAAUAAACCCCGUCCCGAACGUAGAUAAGCCGGUUUUGAGCGAAUCGGCUGAAGCAGUUGUUACCGUGACUCCACCUCCUACGAAACGGCCACCUGGCCGGCCGAAGAUGAAGCCGUUUGAAUCGGUAGACCUGAUUAAACGCCAACUCCAGUGCAGCAAGUGCAAAGGCCUUGGCCAUAAUAAAAAGACGUGCAGGGCCUCUCCCUAGUCCACAUUGUAAGAUAGAGAUCCGGGGUUAUCCACUGAACAUAGGACUGAUUGCUGUGGAGACAUGGGGAAACACAGAAACCGCGAUGCUUGGUGGUUGGUGAACUGCAUUUCAAGAAAGAAAGAUGUAAAUGCUGUAUUUGAAUUUUGCUUCUGAUUGUUAGAGAUAGAUCUCAAAACACUUUUCUUAGGAAUCUAGGAGUCCUUGAAGCUUCUUGCCAGUCAAGUUUUUUACUGUUCUUCUUGCAGGUAGGCAGAGAAAUAGCUAUUUAUCCUAUUGAAUUCGAUCCAUUUGUUUUUCCCUGCACUUGGAAAUAACUUGUGCUUGCUCAUGCCUGUCUAAGACAUGCAUUUGCUUUGAGGGUUUUAAGACUUGUGUUGGAAAGAAGGAUAUCAUCGUC
This is a messenger RNA of Syzygium oleosum, 2924 nucleotides long. RefSeq lists its product as uncharacterized. NCBI's taxonomy places the organism in Eukaryota, Viridiplantae, Streptophyta, Magnoliopsida, Myrtales, Myrtaceae. The coding region runs from base 278 to 2524 and encodes 748 amino acids. Gene Ontology annotation, molecular function: zinc ion binding; protein binding. The record is from RefSeq and is a predicted model, not a curated record. The transcript is spliced from 3 exons.